Messenger RNA from Letharia columbiana, 468 nucleotides. RefSeq lists its product as uncharacterized. The record is from RefSeq and is a predicted model, not a curated record. NCBI's taxonomy places the organism in Eukaryota, Fungi, Ascomycota, Lecanoromycetes, Lecanorales, Parmeliaceae. The coding region runs from base 1 to 468 and encodes 155 amino acids. The transcript has a single exon.
AUGGCAAGUAACUCGCGAGCCGGUUCUAUUGACUUGCGAAGCAGAAACGUCCCAUUACGACCAACUGGCGACGUUUCCAACCCAGCAGGCGACUCUCGUCAGAACACGCCUGCUACGCAACCAAGCGAUCAUGAUGCCAAUCCUGACAUCCGUGGGAAUUCUGACAACACUGUCGGCGGAAACAAUGACCGCCGGAGCGUCGCACCUGACCACCCUCCACCUGCAGGCGAAGACCCUCGCUUCGCAGGCUUGACUCAAGUCCAACGCUAUCGACUCCUAGAGCUUGAUGCUGAGAAGCAGCUAGUCGUCGAAAAACUCAAGCUGACCGAAAUGCAGAAUGUGCGAGGACAUCGCCGCGAGCAUAGCGAUGAUCACUACCGUGAUUCGAGCCGCAAGAAGGCAAGCGUCAUUAAGGUGCCUGACACGCAGCACCUCAACAACUAUAACUCGACAGUCAUGUUUCUUUAA